Messenger RNA from Penicillium longicatenatum, 2196 nucleotides. RefSeq lists its product as uncharacterized. Gene Ontology annotation, molecular function: protein binding. Bases 1 to 2196 code for a protein of 731 amino acids. The transcript has 6 exons. The record is from RefSeq and is a predicted model, not a curated record. Gene Ontology annotation, cellular component: CAF-1 complex; nucleus. Gene Ontology annotation, biological process: DNA replication-dependent chromatin assembly; nucleosome assembly. NCBI's taxonomy places the organism in Eukaryota, Fungi, Ascomycota, Eurotiomycetes, Eurotiales, Aspergillaceae.
AUGAAGGCCUCUGCUCUACUGAUCUCAUGGCACGACGACAAUGUUCCCAUUUAUUCCGUGCAUUUUGACCCCAAUGGCAAGGGUCGCCUAGCAACUGGUGGAAAUGAUAAUAACGUCCGACUCUGGAGAGUCGAAUCCACCGGGGAAGAACGAAAGGUUACAUAUCUGAGUACCCUCAUCAAACAUACUCAAGCAGUCAAUGUGGUCCGUUUUUGUCCAAAAGGUGAGAUGCUGGCAUCUGCUGGAGACGACGGCAAUGUCUUGCUCUGGGUGCCAUCGGAGCUGCAGACACAGCCUGCUCUGGGAGAAGACCGGUCAGAUGAUAAGGAGACUUGGCGAGUGAAGCACAUGUGCCGCUCGUCCGGUGCGGAGAUCUACGAUUUGGCUUGGUCGCCCGAUGGAGUGUUUAUUAUGACCGGAAGCAUGGACAACAUUGCCCGCAUAUACAAUGCGCAAACUGGGCAAAUGGUCCGACAGAUUGCAGAGCAUUCGCACUAUGUCCAAGGCGUCGCGUGGGAUCCGCUCAACGAAUUUGUCGCAACUCAGUCAUCCGAUCGAUCUGUUCACAUUUACAGUUUGAAGACGAAAGAUGGCCAAUUUACACUGACUCCCCAUGGCAAGGUUCUCAAGAUGGAUCUACCUGCCAAACGAAUCUCAUCCAGCAGCCCUGCUCCGGAGCCCAUCAGCCGGCCGCAACAUAGUACAAGUAACCCAAUUGCAAUUGCUUCACCCGCUCCCUCUACGCCGGGAACCCCGAUGGCAUCAAAUUUACCUAUGGAUCCUCCACCGGUUUCCCACAGCCGACGUUCUUCAUUUGGUUCAUCACCAUCGAUUCGACGCUCGGCAUCUCCCGCCCCAUCUUUGCCGUUGCCUGCUGUGAAGCCUCUGGAAGUCUCUUCCCCAAGUCUUCAUGGAGGCCUCGGAGUGAGGAAUACUAGCAUCUAUGCCAAUGAAACCUUCACUUCAUUCUUUCGCCGGCUGACCUUCGCCCCUGAUGGAAGCUUGUUGUUCACGCCCGCUGGUCAAUAUAAGACCUCCCAUGUCUCACCUACCGAUCCUUCCAAGACAACAGACGAGAUCAUCAACACAGUGUAUGUGUAUACGCGUGCCGGCUUCAACAAGCCGCCAAUUUCCCACCUUCCUGGCCACAAGAAGCCCUCUGUUGCUGUCAAAUGCUCUCCGAUUUUUUACACGCUAAAGCAAGGCACUCAGUCUGCCAAGCACCUCACUAUCGAUACCUCGACUGAAGAGUCAAUGUUUCCUCCGUUACCGGGUCCAGUUGUAUCAGGAAAUACAAGCCAAGCUCCCAAGGACGCGGCCACAGGUGACAACCUGGCAUCUCAACCAUCACAACAAACCGAGAACAGCAACAAUGCGGGGCAAGGAUCCCCAGCCCCCGUUUUUGCGCUUCCUUACCGCAUCGUCUAUGCUGUAGCUACACAGGACGCCGUUUUGAUCUAUGACACACAGCAGCAAACUCCUCUGUGUGUGGUAAGCAAUCUGCAUUUUGCAACUUUCACCGACUUGACCUGGUCGGAUGAUGGCUUGACAUUGCUCAUGAGCUCUUCCGAUGGGUUUUGUUCAACUCUCUCGUUUGCACCCGGGGAGCUAGGCCAGGUUUACACAGGAUUGGCUGCAUCUGCCCUUUCUGCCCUAUCUGGCACCUCAAGCACUCCUUCAAACCAUGUGACCCCUUUACCUACCCCGAAUCAUGCUCCAUCCCCCAUCAAGCCUGCCCACCCGCAAGCCAGUAGCGGAAACUCGGCACCCAGCACCUCUCAGGCACCUCCGGCUAGCCCUGCACGAUCCAAUUCCGCUUGCUCGGUUGCAACACAAUCAUCAAACCAGCAGUCCGGCGCUGUGGUGAACAACCCAACCCCAACUCUGGGAUCUGUUCCAUCAGUAACGGCCACACACUCUGCGCAGCCUUCAGCACUUCCUCUGACUACUCCACCCCAAACCCCUCUACCAAUACCUGGCUCACAAGGUGGUACCAAUACGCUCACGGGCACCGUACUUGGUAAACGAGACAUAAGAACCGCUAGCGAGUCUGAGAAAGAGGAGAGCAAGGGUCCAGAAGUUACCCAGGCCCAACAGCCAAAGAAACGCCGAAUCGCGCCAACUCUUGUCUCAACCAGCACCGACGCAGCACCUCCAUCCAAAGAUGACGCCGGAAACACAGGAACUGGUGGCUAG